Messenger RNA from Coregonus sp. 'balchen', 20527 nucleotides. The record is from the annotation of a GenBank genome assembly. Lineage: Eukaryota; Metazoa; Chordata; Actinopteri; Salmoniformes; Salmonidae.
AUGUACUGUAGUUUCAUACGCAACUACCAUGCCAAAUUGUUCCUGCCGUCACAGAGUAUUGUACCGUGACUCUCUUCUAUAGCUCAUCUAUUCAUCAUUCUCUAACUUAAUUAUUUAGCUUGAUGUACAAACAGCCACUAACAUCCACAUUUCACCGGGUCCUUUCACUGGAUGAUUGAUCCCACUGUUAUUCCAGGAGCUUUACAUUGACCUCUUCAGUGAUGCUAUAAUAAUUCACCACUGUUUGCAAUGGGAGCUUCUCCCUCCAUGGUUCUUUGGCUGUGUUCAAAAGUGGCACCCUAAUCCCUAUGUAGUGCACUACUUUUGACCAGAGUCCUGGUCAAAAGUAGUGCACUACAUAGGGAAUAGGAGGCCAUUUUGGACGCGGAACAGAGAUGAUCCAUGUGUCAUUCUCUUACAGAGUCACUGGAGCAAAAGGGUGUGUUUGGCAGCUGUUUUAAUAAGCUGUAUAGCGUAUUAUUACAGUGAGCAAGGUACUGAUCAUUUCCACUGAUUUGUGAGUAUACCAUGUAUCCUGCUACCAUGUAUCCUGCUGCCAUGUAUCCUGCUGCCAUGUUUGUGUCUAUAGCACUGGGCCCAUGUCAAACAAUCACCAGCCUGCUGAUCCUAUCCUGAGCCUAUCCCAGUAAAUGUGGCCCAUGUCAAACAAUCACCAGCCUGCUGAUCCUGUCCUGAGCCUAUCCCAGUAGAUGAGGGGAUUGUGUUAUGCUAUGUGUUUAUUACCUGUGGAAUCUCAAUACCAAAGAGGGCUGGGUAUCCGUUAAAGUAACUGUCCAGUGGAAAUCUCACUUUUAAUGCUGCAAUAUAUAACUUAUUGGGCGACGCAACCAAAUUCACAUAGAAAUGUGAGUUAUAGAUCUGUCAUUCUCAUUGAAAGCAAGUCUAAGAAGGUAGAUCUGUUCUAUAUGCACUAUUUCUAUGCUUCCCGUUCUUAAGUUUAGUUUUUGCGUCUUUUACAUUCGUUUUUUUACACCGGUUUCAAAAUGCUGAAAAUACAAUAUUUUUGGUUAUGGAAAAUAUAUUUCACAGUACAAUGAUUCUCUAAACUAUUCUUGCUUGUUUUGUCACAUAAACUGAAAUUAGGAGAAAUGCUCACUAACAGGGAUGUAAACAAAUAUGUGCACAAAAUUGGAGAGAAAUAAGCUUUUUGUGCGUAUGGAAAAUGUGUUUACAUCCCUGUUAGUGAGCAUUUCUCCUUUGCCAAGAUAAUCCAUCCACCUGACAGGCAUAUCAAGAAGCUGAUUAAACAGCAUGAUCAUUACACAGGUGCACCUUGUGCUGGGGACAAUAAAAGGCCAGACAACACAAUGCCACAGAUGUCUCAAGUUUUGAGGGAGUGUGCAAUUUACAUGCUGACUGCAGGAAUGUCCACCAGAGCGAUUGCCAGAGACUUGAAUGUUCAUUUCUCUACCAUAAGCCACAUCCAGCGUCAUUUUAGAGAAUUUGGCAGUAUGUCCAACCGACCUCAACCGCAGACCACGUGUAACCACGCCAGCCCAGGACCUUUACAUCCGGCUUCUUCACCUGCGGGAUCGUCUGAGACCAUCCACCUGGACAGCUGAUGAAACUGAGGGUUUGCAAAACCGAAGAAUUUCUGCACAAACUGUCAGAAACCAUCUCAGGGAAGCUCAUCUGCGUGCUCGUUGUCCUCACCAGGUUCUUGACCUGACUGCAGUUUGGCGUCUUAACCGACUUCAGUGGGCAAAUGCUCACCUUCAAUGGCCACUGGCACAUUGGAGAAGUGUGCUCUUCACGGAUGAAUCCCAGAUUCAACUGUACCGGGCAGAUGACAGACGUUGUGUGGGCGAGCGGUUUGCUGAUGUCAUCGUUGUGAACAGAGUGCCCCCAUGGUGGGGGUGGGGUUAUGGUAUGGGCAGGUAUUAGCUACGGACAACGAACACAAUCGCAUUUUAUCGAUGGCAAUUUGAAAUGCACAGAGAUACCGUGACGAGAUCCUGAGGCCCAUUGUCGUGUCAUUCAUCAGCCACCAUGAACUGUAACUCAGUCAAAUCUUAGGAGUUCUACAGCCUUCACUGUGUUUAUUCUGUAAUUUAAUCUACUUGUUGUGUUCUUUGGUCAUGUGAUACAUUAUGUCGCUGUUGGAACUGAGACCCCCCCCCCCCCAACAGCUGGCUGUGAAUUUACACCAACACCAGUAUGAGAGGAGAAACGUACUGUACAUGGACAGAACAGAACACAUUAUAACCCCUUCACCUUUACUAACCUGCACAGGACAGAACACAUUAUAACCCCUUCACCUUUACUAACCUGCACAGGACAGAACACAUUAUAACCCCUUCACCUUUACUAAACUGCACAGGACAGAACACAUUAUCACCCCUUCUCCUUUACUAACCUGCACAGGACAGAACACAUUAUAACCCCUUCACCUUUACUAAACUGCACAGGACAGAACACAUUAUCACCCCUUCUCCUUUACUAACCUGCACAGGACAGAACACAUUAUAACCCCUUCACCUUUACUAAACUGCACAGGACAGAACACAUUAUAACCCCUUCACCUUUACUAAACUGCACAGGACAGAACACAUUAUAACCCCUUCACCUUUACUAACCUGCACAGGACAGAACACAUUAUAACCCCUUCACCUUUACUAACCUGCACAGGACAGAACACAUUAUAACCCCUUCACCUUUACUAACCUGCACAGGACAGAACACAUUAUAACCCCUUCACCUUUACUAACCUGCACAGGACAGAACACAUUAUAACCCCUUCACCUUUACUAACCUGCACAGGACAGAACACAUUAUAACCCCUUCACCUUUACUAACCUGCACAGGACAGAACACAUUAUAACCCCUUCACCUUUACUAACCUGCACAGGACAGAACACAUUAUAACCCCUUCACCUUUACUAACCUGCACAAGGAACAGAACACAUUAUAACCCCUUCACCUUUACUAACCUGCACAGGACAGAACACAUUAUAACCCCUUCACCUUUACUGAACUGCACAGGACAGAACACAUUAUAACCCCUUCACCUUUACUACCUGCACAGGACAGAACACAUUAUAACCCCUUCACCUUUACUAACCUGCACAGGACAGAACACAUUAUAAACCCUUCACCCUUUACUGAACUGCACAGGACAGAACACAUUAUAACCCCUUCACCUUUACUAACCUGCACAGGACAGAACACAUUAUAACCCUUCACCUUUACUAACCUGCACAGGACAGAACACAUUAUAACCCCUUCACCUUUACUGAACUGCACGGACAGAACACAUUAUAACCCCCUUCACCUUACUAACCUGGCACAGGACCAGCAACCCAAUUAUAACCCCUUCACCGUACUACCUGCACAGGACAGAACACAUUAUAACCCCUUCACCUUACUAACCUGCACAGGACAGAACACAUUAUAACCCCUUCACCUUUACUAACCUGCACAGGACAGAACACAUUAUAACCCCUUCACCUUUACUAACCUGCACAGGACAGAACACAUUAUAACCCCUUCACCUUUACUAACCUGCACAGGACAGAACACAUUAUAACCCCUUCACCCUUUAACUAACCUGCACCAACCAUUAUACCCCUUCACCUUUACUAACCUGCACAGGACAGAACACAUUAUAACCCCUUCACCUUUACUAACCUGCACAGGACAGAACACAUUAUAACCCCUUCACCUUUACUAACCUGCACAGGACAGAACACAUUAUAAACCCCUUCACCUUUACUAACCUGCACAGGACAGAACACAUUAUAACCCCUUCACCUUUACUAACCUGCACAGGACAGAACACAUUAUAACCCCUUCACCUUUACUAACCUGCACAGGACAGAACACAUUAUAACCCCUUCACCUUUACUAACCUGCACAGGACAGAACACAUUAUAACCCCUUCACCUUUACUAACUGCACAGGACAGAACACAUUAUAACCCCUUCACCUUUACUAACCUGCACAGGACAGAAAACAUUAAUAACCCCUUCACCUUACGAUAACCUGCCACAGGAACAGGAACACAUUAUAACCCCUUCACCUUUACUAACCUGCACAGGACAGAACACAUUAUAACCCCUUCACCUUUACUAACCUGCACAGGACAGAACACAUUAAACCCCCUUCACCUUUACUAACCUGCACAGGACAGAACACAUUAUAACCCCUUCACCUUUACUAACCUGCACAGGACAGAACACAUUAUAACCCCUUCACCUUUACUAACCUGCACAGGACAGAAAACAUUAUAACCCCUUUCUCCUCCACUGAACUGCACAGGACAGAAAACAUUAUAACCCCUUUCUCCUCCACUGAAACUGCACAGGACAGAAAACAUUAUAACCCCUUUCUCCUCCCCUGAACUGCACAGGACAGAAAACAUUAUAACCCCUUUCUCCUCCACUGAACUGCACAGGACAGAAAACAUUAUAACCCCUUUCUCCUCCACUGAACUGCACAGGACAGAAAACAUUAUAACCCCUUCUCCUCCACUGAACUGCACAGGACAGAAAACAUUAUAACCCCUUCUCCUUUACUAAACUGCACAGGACAGAAAACAUUAUAACCCCUUUCUCCUUUACUAAACUGCACAGGACAGAAAACAUUAUAACCCCUUUCUCCUCCACUGAACUGCACAGGACAGAAACCAUUAUAACCCCUUCUGCACUGAGAAGAAUCUAAUCAAGAAAUGAGAGGCUCAUAUACAGUAUAUAUAUAUAUAUAUAUAUAUAUAUAUAUAUAUAUAUAUAUAUAGCUGCUAUAUGCCAUUAAUUGAUUACAUGGUAACACUUUCCUUUCUGUCACCAACAUGUUAUAAACAGAAACAGUUAUACAGCUGCUACUGUUUAUCAAAGGACAUCCACUCUUCAAGGCUGUUUAUCAAAAUGCUGGAUUUCCCCUGAAGCCUCUCCCAUUAUAUUCAUGUGGAGUUAGAAUUCAAGUCUGGGUAGAACGUUUAUCUGGGUUGUAAAUAAUAAGCAAAUAGCACCAGUCACUAGGUCACACAGGAACGCAUCCAUAAUAAACAAGUUGAACAUGUCCUGCAUAUUCCCCAUAGCUAAUGUUUUCCAUGGGAAGAAUCUAGGGUCUCUAACAUUCUACAUAUCUGGAGGACUGGAGAGGUUGGAGAGGUUGAUGGUUCUCCAAGUCUGUGUCCUAUUCUCUAUAUAGUGGACUACUUUUGACCAGAACCCGUUGGGAAUCUCACAGGCCCUGGUCAAAGGUAAUGCAGUAUGUGGGGAAUAGGGCACCGUUUGGGAUGCAGACAAGUGUCCUGUUUCCCUCAGAGUUCAGAUCAGUGACCUGUUUCCCUCAGAGUUCAGAUCAUUUACCUGUUUCCCUCAGAGUUCAGAUCAGUGUCCUGUUUCCCUCAGAGUUCAGAUCAGUGACCUGUUUCCCUCAGAGUUCAGAUCAGUGUCCUGUUUCCCUCAGAGUUCAGAUCAGUGUCCUGUUUCCCUCAGAGUUCAGAUCAGUGUCCUGUUUCCCUCAGAGUUCAGAUCAGUGUCCUGUUUCCCUCAGAGUUCAGAUCAGUGACCUGUUUCCCUCAGAGUUCAGAUCAUUUACCUGUUUCCCUCAGAGUUCAGAUCAGUGUCCUGUUUCCCUCAGAGUUCAGAUCAGGGUCCUGUUUCCCUCAGAGUUCAGAUCAGUGUCCUGUUUCCCUCAGAGUUCAGAUCAGUGUCCUGUUUCCCUCAGAGUUCAGAUCAGUGUCCUGUUUCCCUCAGAGUUCAGAUCAGGGUCCUGUUUCCCUCAGAGUUCAGAUCAGUGUCCUGUUUUCCCUCAGAGUUCAGAUCAGUAACCUGUUUCCCUCAGAGUUCAGAUCAGUGUCCUGUUUCCCUCAGAGUUCAGAUCAGGGUCCUGUUUCCCUCAGAGUUCAGAUCAGUGUCCUGUUUCCCUCAGAGUUCAGAUCAUUUACCUGUUUCUGUCAGAGUUCAGAUCAGUGUACUGGUUUCCCUCAGAGUUCAGAUCAGUGUCCUGUUUCCCUCAGAGUUCAGAUCAUUUACCUGUUUCUGUCAGAGUUCAGAUCAGUGUACUGUUUCCCUCAGAGUUCAGAUCAGGGUCCUGUUUCCCUCAGAGUUCAGAUCAGUGUCCUGUUUCCCUCAGAGUUCAGAUCAUUUACCUGUUUCUGUCAGAGUUCAGAUCAGUGUACUGUUUCCCUCAGAGUUCAGAUCAGUGUCCUGUUUCCCUCAGAGUUCAGAUCAUUUACCUGUUUCUGUCAGAGUUCAGAUCAGUGUACUGUUUCCCUCAGAGUUCAGAUCAGGGUCCUGUUUCCCUCAGAGUUCAGAUCAGGGUCCUGUUUCCCUCAGAGUUCAGAUCAGUGUCCUGUUUCCCUCAGAGUUCAGAUCAUUUACCUGUUUCUGUCAGAGUUCAGAUCAGUGUACUGUUUCCCUCAGAGUUCAGAUCAGUGUCCUGUUUCCCUCAGAGUUCAGAUCAGUUCCCUGUUUCCCUCAGAGUUCAGAUCAGUGUGCUGUUUCCCUCAGAGUUCAGAUCAGGGUCCUGUUUCCCUCAGAGUUCAGAUCAGUGUGCUGUUUCCCUCAGAGUUCAGAUCAGUGUCCUGUUUCCCUCAGAGUUCAGAUCAGUGUACUGUUUCCCUCAGAGUUCAGAUCAGUGUGCUGUUUCCCUCAGAGUUCAGAUCAGUGUCCUGUUUCCCUCAGAGUUCAGAUCAGUGUACUGUUUCCCUCAGAGUUCAGAUCAGUAACCUGUUUCCCUCAGAGUUCAGAUCAGUGUCCUGUUUCCCUCAGAGUUCAGAUCAGUGUACUGUUUCCCUCAGAGUUCAGAUCAGUAACCUGUUUCCCUCAGAGUUCAGAUCAGUAACCUGUUUCCCUCAGAGUUCAGAUCAGUGUCCUGUUUCCCUCAGAGUUCAGAUCAGUGUCCUGUUUCCCUCAGAGUUCAGAUCAGUGUACUGUUUCCCUCAGAGUUCAGAUCAGUAACCUGUUUCCCUCAGAGUUCAGAUCAGUGUCCUGUUUCCCUCAGAGUUCAGAUCAGUGUACUGUUUCCCUCAGAGUUCAGAUCAGUAACCUGUUUCCCUCAGAGUUCAGAUCAGUAACCUGUUUCCCUCAGAGUUCAGAUCAGUGUGCUGUUUCCCUCAGAGUUCCGAUCAGUGUCCUGUUUCCCUCAGAGUUCAGAUCAGUAUCUGUUUCCUCAGAGUUCAGAUCAGUGUAAUGUUUCCCUCAGAGUUCAGAUCAGUGUCCUGUUUCCCUCAGAGUUCAGAUCAGUAACCUGUUUCCCUCAGAGUUCAGAUCAGUAUCCUGUUUCCCUCAGAGUUCAGAUCAGUGUCCUGUUUCCCUCAGAGUUCAGAUCAGUAUCCUGUUUCCCUCAGAGUUCAGAUCAGUGUGCUGUUUCCCUCAGAGUUCAGAUCAGUGUGCUGUUUCCCUCAGAGUUCAGAUCAGUGUCCUGUUUCCCUCAGAGUUCAGAUCAGUGUGCUGUUUCCCUCAGAGUUCAGAUCAGUGUGCUGUUUCCCUCAGAGUUCAGAUCAGUGUCCUGUUUCCCUCAGAGUUCAGAUCAGUAUCCUGUUUCCCUCAGAGUUCAGAUCAGUGUACUGUUUCCCUCAGAGUUCAGAUCAGUGUGCUGUUUCCCUCAGAGUUCAGAUCAGUGGUCUGUUUCCCAUCAGAGUUCAGAUCAGUGUCCUGUUUCCCUCAGAGUUCAGAUCAGUGUCCUGUUUCCCUCAGAGUUCAGAUCAGUGUCCUGUUUCCCUCAGAGUUCAGAUCAGUGUGCUGUUUCCCUCAGAGUUCAGAUCAGUGUCCUGUUUCCCUCAGAGUUCAGAUCAGUGUCCUGUUUCCCUCAGAGUUCAGAUCAGUGUGCUGUUUCCCUCAGAGUUCAGAUCAGUAUCCUGUUUCCCUCAGAGUUCAGAUCAGUAUCCUGUUUCCCUCAGAGUUCAGAUCAGUAUCCUGUUUCCCUCAGAGUUCAGAUCAGUUUGCUGCUACAGACAGAGAGUGGAGGGAUUAAUAACAGCAUCUCGAUCCCCUUCGCCUGAGAGAAAGGGAUUAAUAACAGCAUCUCGAUCCCCUUCGCCUGAGAGAAAGGGAUUAAUAACAGCAUCUCGAUCCCCUUCGCCUGAGAGAACUUCUGGGCCACACACAUUCUCACACACACAACAGCACUCACACAAACAUGAGUUUCUAGUGGUUGUUGUCACUAGUACAGUGAAAUGCCUUUCUAGUUGUUAUUGCCGUUGGUAGCAAAUCUGCGAUCCAUCUUAUUAUCAAGAGAAUGUGUAAUUGCCCAAUAGAAUGGAGGGAGAAGGUGGCUUUUCUCCUUUUGCCUUAAUCUGGCCAGGGCUCCCCUCUCCUGCCUCUUUUUCGGCGCUGUUUCCUCUUGGAUGGUCCGAAGAUUGGGUCGGAAUUACACAAAGAGCCCAGGGGCAGAUGAGUUGAAAUCGAAGUUUAAGCCAGAAUUUUUGUAAUUAACUGCUGAUCUGAUGUUCAAAAGUUAUUGUCGGUUAUAAGAAAUGAUAGCGGAUACAUUAAUAAACGCCAAAAUAAUCACUAAAUAGCAAAGUUGGGUCAGAGCUUGCAAGACAGCAGCCAUACGGUAGAGAGGCCAGGGAGAUGGUCAUAGACAGGCAGGCCAGGGAGAGGGUCAUAAAAUAUAAUAAAUGCUUCUGGACAAGUCUUGUUGGUUGGCAACCAGCAUUCCAUGGACAGGUGCAGCAUGUUUACUGAACAAACAGGCCAGGCAUGCAAAUGGAUGGCAGAAAAAUUAACAUGGAGGCUGGAGAUUCCAUGACCCGUGAAAAACAGCUCCCCAUCCAAACCAACAUACUAUCUAUCUUUGUGUAUCUGUUUGUGGAUGCAUAAUGUAUGUGUGUGGGUGUGUGGGUGUGUGUAUGGUGUGUGGGUGUGUGGGUGUGUGUGUGUGUGGGUGUGUGUGUGUGGGGUGGUUGGUGUGUGGUUGUAUGUGUGUGUGUGUUUGUGUGGGGUGUGGGUGUGUGUGUGUGUGUGUGUGUGUGUGUGUGUGUGUGUGUGGGUGUGGGUGUAUCUCUCUAGGGGCUUGGGGCUAUGACUAGCUCUGAAGGUGUUCCUGGGAGGGAGAUGAGCAGAGCUGCGUGCCAAACCAGGAUCGCUAGUGUCUCCCAGAAUGUGUCUUAUGUUACUCUGACACCCUGAGCAUCUCACUGAUCCCAGGCAGCUCCGCUCAGGGUGUUAGCAUCCCACUGAUCCCAGGUAGCUCCGCUCAGGGUGUUAGCAUCACACUGAACCCAGCCAGCUCCGCUCAGGGUGUUUAGCACCCCACUGAACCCAGCCACUCCGCUCAGGGUGUUGCAUCUCACUGAUCCCGAGCAGCUCCGCUCAGGGUGUUAGCAUCUCACUGAUCCCAGGCAACUCUGCUCAAGGUGUUAGCAUCCCACUGAUCCCAGGUAGCUCCGCUCAGGGUGUUAGCAUCCCACUGAUCCCAGGCAGCUCCGCUCAGGGUGUUAGCAUCCCACUGAACCCAGCCAGCUCCGCUCAGGGUGUUAGCAUCUCACUGAUCCCAGGUAGCUCCGCUCAGGGUGUUAGCAUCCCACUAUCCCAGGCAGCUCCGCUCAGGGUGUUUAGAAAUCCCCUGAACCCAGCCAGCUCCGCUCAGGGUGUUAGCAUCCCACUGAACCCAGGCAGCUCCGCUCAGGGUGUUAGCAUCCCACUGAACCCAGGCAGCUCCGCUCAGGGUGUUAGCAUCCCACUGAUCCCAGGCAGCUCCGCUCAGGGUGUUAGCAUCCCACUGGAACCCAGGCAGCUCCGCUCAGGGUGUUAGCACCCCACUGAUCCCAGGCACUCCGCUCAGGGUGUUAGCAUCCCACUGAACCCAGCCAGUUUCCGCCCCAGGUGUUAGCACUAAACUGAUCCCAGGGGCAGCUCCGCUCAGGGUUGUUACCCAUCCCACUGAUCCCAGGUAGCUCCGCUCAGGGUGUUAGCAUCCCACUGAUCCCAGGCAGCUCCGCUCAGGGUGUUAGCAUCCCACUGAUCCCAGGCAGCUCCGCUCAGGGUGUUAGCAUCCCACUGAACCCAGCCAGCUCUGCUCAGGGUGUUACCCAUCCCACUGAUCCCUGCAGCUCCGCUCAGGGUGUUAGCAUCCCACUGAACCCAGGCAGCUCUGCUCAGGGUGUUAGCAUCCCACUGAUCCCAGGCAGCUCCGCUCAGGGUGUUAGCAUCUCAUUUGAUCCCAGGUAGUUUCCGCUCAGGGUGUUAGCAUCUCACUGACCCCAGCAGCUCCGCUCAGGGUGUUAGCAUCUCACUGAUCCCAGGUAGCUCCGCUCAGGGUGUUAGCAUCCCACUGAACCCAGGCAGCUCCGCUCAGGGUGUUAGCAUCUCACUGAUCCCAGGUAGCUCCGCUCAGGGUGUUAGCAUCACACUGAACCCAGCCAGCUCCGCUCAGGGUGUUAGCAUCCCACUGAUUCCAGGCAGCUCCGCUCAGCGUGUUAGCAUCUCACUGAUCCCAGGCAGCUCCGCUCAGGGUGUUAGCAUCCCACUGAUCCCAGGCAACUCUGCUCAAGGUGUUAGCAUCCCACUGAACCCAGGCAGCUCCGCUCAGGGUGUUAGCAUCCUAAAUGGCACCCUAUCCUCUAUAUAGUGCACUACUUUUGAAUGGACCCUGGUCAAAAGAAGUGCACUAUAUAGGGAAUAGGGUGCCAUUUGGGACACACACUAACAGCCAUAAGACUGGUGGUUGACCUCUUAGAAGGGAGAAGAUUCCUCACCUCAGAAGAGGUGUCACCUUUACCUCACUGUUCCUCCUCCCAGAUUUGUAGCUUCUCAUUCAUAACCAAAAGAUGUAUGAAUUAGACUAUUACCCAGUACACCUAGGGUUCUGAAUGGGGUGUUGUUGAAUGGGUGGUUGUUCUAUGUUCAACUGUUUUGAAUGGGUGGUUGUUCUACGUUCAACUGUACAGCAGAGAACGAGAUUCCAGGCACGAGGGUUGAUUAAUCUCAAAUCUCUUUCUUAACACUGUGAGACCAAAGCAUAUAUCCGAAUUAGGGAAAAAAUACUUCUGAUAGGCCUCUGAUUAUACAAAGAAUCCGUUUUUUUUCUAUUUGUGGUAAGAAAAUGAUUAAAUAAAAAUCAAACAAAAGCAUUGACGUGAUGGAAAAUAUUGUCUUAUGGUGUAUACAGUACAAUGUGAAAUUAACACAAAGGAGCUGAUCGUGGACUACAAGAAAAGGAGGGCCGAACAUGUCCCCAUUAACAUUGACGGGGCUGUAGUGGAGCUGGUCGAGAGCUUCAAGUUCCUUGGAGUCCACAUCCCCAUUAAACUAUCAUGGUCCAAACACACCAAGACAGUCGUGAAGAGGGCACGACAACACCUUUUCCCCCUCAGGACACUGAAAAGAUUUGGCAUGUGUCCCCAGAUCCUCAAAGUUCUACAGCUGCACCAUCGAGAGCAUCCUGACCGGUUGCAUCACCGCCUGGCAUGGCAACUGCUCGGCAUCUGACUGUAAGGCGCUAGAGAGGGUAGUGCGUACGGCCCAGUACAUCACUGGGGCCAAGCUUCCUGCCAUCCAUGACCUCUAUACCAGGCGGUGUCAGAGGAAGGCCCAAAAAAUUGUCAAAGACUCCAGUCAACCAAGUCAUAGACUGUUCUCUCUGCUACCGCACGACAAGCGGUACCAGAGCGCCAAGUCUAGGUCCAAAAGGCUCCUUAACAGCUUCUACCCCCAAGCUAUAAGACUGCUGAACGGUUAAUCAAAUGGCCACCUGGACUAUUUGCAUUGUCCCCCCAACCCCACCCCACCCCAUCUUUUACGCUGCUGCUACUCUCUGUUUAUUAUCUAUGCAUAGUCACUUUACCCCUACCUACAUGUACAUAUUACCUCAAUUACCUCCACUAACCUGUACCCCCGCACAUUGACUCGUUACCGGUACCCCCUGUAUAUAGCCUCGUUAUUGUAUGUAAUUUUAUUGUGUUACUUUUUAUUACAUUUUUUACUUUAGUUUAUUUAGUAAAUAUUUUCUUAACUCUAUUUCUUGAACUGCAUUGUUGGUUAAGGGCUUGUAAUUAAGCAUUUCACGGUAAGGUCUACACCUGUUGUAUUCGGCGCAUGUGACAAAUACAAUUUGAUUUGAUUAAGUCAUAUUUUGUCUGAAAUAGCAACAUUUAUCAACUUGAUCUAUCCUAAUUGUAUUAUUUUCCCAUCAAAACCAUAUAUUUUUGAAAGGAUCAAGUAUUUUGUGGGUUUUCUAUGUAUGGAGAACAUCUAACUUAAUAUUUAUUUUCUGGUUUUAACCUGGAGAGAACCUCCUGUCUUACUUUACUAUCAAGUUAAUGUUCUUAAUAUUAAGUAUAUAUUAAUAUUAUAAUAAUAUAUAAUAAUAUUAAUAUUAAUUCUUAACAUGAUAGUACAUCAAAGUUACUCCUCAAGUAUUUGGUUGUCCAUAUUUUCAGAAUUUGGAAGGGAAUGAAAAUGUAUGCACUCACUAACUGUAAGUCGCUCUGGAUAAGAGCGUCUGCUAAAUGACUAAAAUGUACAUGAAACGAUCUCUCUAACUUGUCUAUCAAUAUGUAAACGUCUCAGGUUGGCAUCACUGCUACCUCUAGCUCUGGCUCAGAAUGUUUGUUUCUCCAUUAUUUAUUUUCUACAUAAUCACCACAUCUUAGAGAAGACAGGAAAAUACAAAGGACAAUAUUCCAACUCAUGCAGUUCAAUGGAUGGCUAACAACCUCUGCCUGUGUAGGGGACCAGUGACGUCUCAGAUGAGUGGACGGGUUUCUUAUGUUUCAGAGGCAUACUGACACACAACAAUACUACUAAGAGAUACAUCUGGGUCUAAGGAGAUGCACUAGGUUGUGUUGGACAUGAUUUUUGAGUUUAGGACCUGUAUAGGAUGCAAUUUAGGCAGCGUUGUAUUUUUUGCAACUGUGGGUCUCACCAGGGUUAAACUUUCUUAGUCCAAGCUGUGCAUAUACGGCUUGUCUUUCUGCUACGUGUGUCGAUAAUGUAGAUGAAAUCUCUGAUUAUUUUCAGAAGGAAGGGAGACUCAAGCUGCCAGUUGAUCAGUUAGAUGUUAUUUUAGUAAGUAUAAUUGGAGUGAUGUUCAGCCCAUAUUCCCUCCCCGAGGCGUUGGCUUACCUUCCCAGAAUGGAACGCUGAUUAGAACGCCUCUCACGUGAUUCAUCACCCUGCUCUGCACCUCGCCCAUGCAGACAAUCUAACACACCUGAAUGAUACACACCUGAAUGCACAGGUAAGGAUCACAAACUUUUUAAAGCAGUUUGUAAAUCACCUUUCUACACCUUUCCACUAACAGACUCCCUCAAUGCCUUUCUUCACCCAUAAACUCAUCACUUAACUUUUAGUAUUUUCAUGAAUCAUUUCCAAAUCUUUUGUUUGACAUGUUCAUAAAUCUGUGAUGAGGAGACACAAAAGUUUCCUCAGCUUCCUGUUAAGGCUAGGGCUGAUUUCAAGGUGUUACUGCUAACCUACAAAGCAUUACAUGGGCUUGCUCCUACCUAUCUCUCUGAUUUGGUCCUGCCGUACAUACCUACACGUACGCUACAGUCACAAGACGCAGGCCUCCUUAUUGGCCCUAUUUCUAAGCAAACAGCUGGAGGCAGGGCUUUCUCCUAUAGAGCUCAAUUUUUAUGGAAUGGUAUGCCUAUCCAUGUGAGAGAUGCAGACUCGGUCUCAACCUUUAAGUCUUUACUGAAGACUCAUCUCUUCAGUAGGUCCUAUGAUUGAGUGUAGUCUGGCCCAGGGGUGCGAAGGUGAACGGCAAGGCACUGGAGUGACGAACCGCCCUUGCUGUCUCUGCCUGGCCGGCUCCCCUCUCUCCACUGGGAUUCUCUGCCUCUGACCCUAUUACGGGGGCUGAGUCACUGGCUUACUGGUGCUUUCCAUGCCGUCCCUAGGAGGGGUGCAUCACUUGAGUGGGUUGAGUAACUGACGUGAUCUUCCUGUCCGGUUUGUCGCUCCUCCUCAGGGUCGUGCGGUGGAGGAGAUCUUCAUGGGCUAUACUCAGCCUUGUCUCAGGGUAGUAGGUUGGUGGUCUGUUGAUAUCCCUCUGGUAGUGUGGGGGCUGUGCUUUGGCAAAGUGGUUGGCCCUGUACGGGAGUAUUGUCGGACGGGGCCACAGUGUCCCCCCCCCACAGUGUCCCCCGACCCCCACUUCUGUUUUCGACUCUGUUUCUCUCUACCGCACCUGCUGUCUCGACCUCUGAAUGCUUGGCCAUGAAAAGCCAACUGACAUUUACUCCUGAGGUGCUGACCUGUUGCACCCUCUACAACCACUGUGAUUAUUAUUUGACCCUGCUGGUCAUCUAUGAACGUUUGAACAUCUUGAAGAUCAAUCUGGCCUUAGUGGCCAUGUUCUCUUAUAAUUUCCACCCGGCACAGCCAGAAGAGGACUGGCCACCCCUCAGAGUUUGGUUCCUCUCUGGGUUUCUUUCUAGGAUCCUGCCUUUCUAGGGAGUAUUUCCUAGCCACCGUGCUUCUACAUCUGCAUUGCUUGCUGUUUGGGGUUUUAGACUGGGUUUCUAUAGAAAGAACUUUGUGACAUCUGCUGAUGUAAAAAGGGCUUCAUAAAUACAUUGAAUUGAUUGAUUGAUGAAAGGCAAUGUUCCAGCGUAUGUAUUCAUUUGUCAGUUGAAUGGCAAAUUGCCUUCAAAAGCCGCAAUGUCUACAACCUGUGAUCGUAUUGAAUCUCGGCCUAAGAGUAUUCGGAGUAUUGACUUGGCUGAUUGCUAUUUUUUUUUUGUUAUACCAGAAUGCAAAGUAUCUUCCAGUACAGAAUAAAAAUCUGUAUGACAUCUUAUUUUAGUGUUCCUCUUGUGAAACGGCAGUACGUCAGCGUAGUUGUGAAACCAUCUGGAGGGCUAUAGCUACCUCCAUGUGCUCUGCUCUCAUUUAUAUGGCAGCUGAUCCAAGGUGUUUUCUUUAUACCUCUUUUACAACCGGGGCUUCGGCCCAAAUGGCACUCUGUUCUCUAUAUAGUACACUACCCCCUAUGGGCCCUGGUCAAAAGUAGUGCGCUAUUUAGGGAGUAAAGGGGACAUUUGGGACGCACGCCUGAAGGUGAAGCACAGAGCGACGGAUGGAUGAGGAGGGUGGGUGCCUUGCCCCGUGGGCAGAACGCUGCUUGAUCCUGGAUUAGAGACACGUCCUCAGCUCAGAGAGGAAAUCUGUUAACCCUUCCAGCCCUACGGUUAUGAUACAUGAUCCUAAAGGGUGACAACUAAAACAUAUCCUUUACCUGUUAGGAUAACAGCUGCCCUUACUGCAGGGAUAAUGGCUGCUUUGUAGGAAAGGAAGGGGCCACAUCAGCUUUAACUGAUGCCUAUUUGACCUUCUUGCCCAUUGCAGGCCUAUAGGCUUAAGUUGUGUAGGAUGUCUGUUUGAUUGAUGUAGGACAUCUGGUUUAUUUUGCACUUGUCAGACUUUAAAGGACACCACAUUACAAGGAAAACAGAAAAUCCCAAAACCAAAUAUUUACAAAGACUGUUUAAGGCAUAUAAAUGAAAGACUGUUUAAGGCGUAUAAAUGAUUCUGAUCAAUGUAUCAAUGAUCAUAUGUAUUUUACUUUCACUCUCAUAAUGCAUGUAGAUUCUUGAAAGUCAGGACAAUCCUUGUCCCCAGGGAACUUACAUUUUAAUAGUUGGAAAAAGUGCAUUUUGUUGCAUUAUUUGAGUUUUAAAAUUACAUUUUGGCGCAUUUUAUCAAGGGAAAGUUUUGUUUUAGGAAUGUUGAAAUAUUUUCUAUAUUUUUCAUUUCAAUGUCGGUUCUAUGCCCCGAAAUAGCCUUUUCUGGAGCGAAGGAUCCCAAUUUCUAACUCUCCAAAAAGGUGUUUAAAAUAAAAUAAAAACAACAUACCCUACCUUACAACACUACCUACCCUACCUUACAACACUACCUACCUUACACAAAAAACACUACCUACCUUCACACUACUACCUACAACACUAACCUACCAUUACCACACUACCUACCCUACCUACCUACACAUACCUACCCUCCUUACAACACGACCCAUACACCUACCUACAACACUACGAACUAUCCCUACCAUUACAACACUACCUACCCUAACCUUAGCAACACAUCACCUACUCCUACCUUACCCAAACUACCCUAACCCUCCCCAUUACAACCCUACCUACCCCUACCUUACCACACUACCCCUAUCCUCACCUCCAACACUACCUACACCUACCUCCUACCAACACCUAACCCUACCUCCCUACUCCCCUUACCCAACACACCCCCUUCUACCUACCCUACCCCCCCUUACAACCAACUACCUCACCCCCUCACCUUACACACACUACCUCCUUACACACACUACCUACACCCCUUACACACUACCCCUACCCCUCCCUUACACCCCCACACUACCUCACCCCCUCACCCCCAUACAACCACUACCCUCCCAACCUCCACAACACUAAACUACCUACCUUACCUUACACACUACCUAACCCUACCUUACACACUAAACUACCUACCCUACCUUACAACCUACCUCCUUACAACUACUUCAAAAACCUUUAAACCUUCACAACACUACCCCUCCCCUACCAUUACAAACACCCCUACCCUACCCCUACCAUACACCAACCUACCAUCGACCCCUUACCACACCACUACACUACCUUACCCGUACAAACACUACCCUACCCUUACCUUACAACAAAACACUACCCUAACCUCACCCCUUACACACUACCUACCCCUACCCUUCACAACACUCACCUCCCCUCCCCCUUACAAACACCUACCCCCUACCCUACCUCCAUACCCCUUACACACCACCUACCUACCCUACCUACCAACCACUACUACCCUACCCUUAUCCACACUGACCUACCCUUCGCGAGCACACUACCCUACCCCUCCUACAACACUACCUACCCUAAACUUACAAACACUACCUCCCCUACCUUACAACACUACCUACCCUACCUUACAACACUACCUACCUACCUUACAACACUACCUACCCUACCUUACAACACUACCUACCCUACCAUACAACACUACCUACCCUACCUUACAACACUACCUACCCUACCUUACAACACUACCUACCCUACCCACUACAACACUCCUAACCCUACCCUACCCAUUACAACACACCUCUAGACCCUACUCGUUACACACACUACCUAACCGACUAUACCUCCCUACCUACAACACUACCUACCUUACCUUACAACACUACCUACCUUACUUACAACACUACCUACCCUACCUUACAACACUACCUACCCAACCUUACAACACUACCUACCCUACCUUACAACACUACCUACCCUACCUUACAACACUACCUACCUUACAACACUACCUACCUUACCUUACAACACUACCUACCCUACCUUACAACACUACCUACCUUACAACACUACCUACCCUACCUUACAACACUACCUACCCUACCUUACAACACUACCCUACCCUACCUUACAACACUACCUACCCUACCUUAAACGACUAAACCUACCCUACUACAACCAAAAAAAACCCUACCCUACCCUACCUUAUACAACACUACCACCUAACCCCAACCUACCCUGAAAACCUACCUACAACACUACUACCCUACCUUACAACACUACCCUACCUUCACAACACUUCUAACCUACCUUACAACACUACCCCCCCUACCUUCCAACACUCUACCUACCCACCCUUCAACACUACCUACCCUAACUUACAACACUACCAUACCUUACACACUACCACCUCACCUAUCUUAACAAACCCUACCAAUACCGCUACCCUUACCAACAACCACCUACCCUACCUUACAACAACCCAACCUACCCUCAGACCGUUACCUUACCCUAUCCUGGGUACGUCUACCAUACAACACUAGUCCUACCUUACAGACCACCUAGCCCGUACAUACAACCUACCGUGACCCUACCUACACACCACUCACCCUCCCUACCCACCUAACACAACCUCACCCUACCUUACAACUACUACCGGUACCCUACUACACACUACCCUACCCCCUAACCUUACAAUACACACUACAUACCCUACCUUACAACCCUACCUACCCUACCAACUUACAACCUACCUUACCCCUACCUUACCAACCCUACCAUACCCUCACCGUACAAACACUACCUACCCUACAACACUCGACCUACCCUACCUUACACAACUACCUACCCACUACCCAUUACAACACUACCAUACCCUAACCUUACACACACCUACACACACACUAACCAAUCCAGACCCUACCCUCUACACACACUAACCUACCGUCACACCACUACCCCUACCCUACCUUACAACCCCCUACCCUACCCCUACCUUACCACACACGCACCCCACCCACCCUCCCUUCACAACACGACCCCUACCCUACCUUACAAACACCUAAACCUACCCCCGACCCCACUUACCCCACUAACAACUACCUUACAACCCCCGGUGACCUUACAGACACGAGCUACCUGUACGCGCUACCUUACAACACUACCCUCUACCCUACCCCCGUACAACACCCCACCAACACUACCUAUCCCCUACCUUCACCCCAACACUCACCCUACCUGACACACCUCCUACCCCUACCUUAACCACCUUACACCACCCUAACCCCUACCCCCUACCCCCAUUACCCAAACCCCUACCCUACCCCCUACCCUUACCAACACACACCCCCCCCCUACCGCCUACCCUUACAACACCUACCCCCCUACCCUGACCUUACACCCCCCUACCCAACACACUGACCCCUACCGCUAGGCCCUUACAGACACUACCGCUCCCUAGUCCUUACAACCUACCUACCCUACCUUUCCAACACUACCUACACCCGUAGGAGGCCGAUUGCAAGCACUAAACCCUACCCUCACCUUACAACACUACCCAUACCCUAACCUUACAAACACUAACCUACCCUACCAUACAACACUACACCUACCUACCUUACAACACUACCUACCCAUUAAACAACACUACCUACCCUACCCUUACACCACUACCUACCCACCUUCACACCUACCUACCCUACCUUACAACACAACACUACCAACCUUACUUACUACACCUAACCUAACACAACACUUACUACACUAACAAACUACACACACAACUAACCUACCUACUACAACAACUCACAAACACACUAACCACAAACACACACUAACACACAAACAACACUACACACACUAACAAACCUAACAAACCACACACACACCACAACUAACCUACCACUCCCUAACUAACACAAACUACACACACUACCCACACCCUAACACACAAUCACUAACCACACAACACAACACUACACACUAACCUAAACAACAACACACAACCUACUACAACAACACAAACACACAACACUAACCUACACACACAUAACUACACACACAACCUACACACCACUAACCCACUAACAACAACAACACACUAACCUACACACACACAAACAACAACCACCUAAACCAACAACUACAACACCUAACUACAACACCAACCUCCCAACACACACCUAAACUACACACACAACACUAACACCAACCUAACUAACUACACAACAACCAACACUACACACCAUAACCUAACCAACACACACUAACCUACACACACACUAACCUACACACACACUAACCUACACACACACUAACCUACACACACACUAACCUCACACACACUAACCUACACACACACUAACCUACACACACAACAUAACCUACACCUACACACUCACUAACACAACACACAACACACUAACACACACACAACACAACACCACCCAAAAACCUACCACACCAACCCACACACACCCUACCUAACAACACACCUAACUAACCACACAAACUACUCAACUACCACACACACUAACCUACAACACACAACACACCUACAACCAUAACCUACACACAACACCACUAACAACUACACACCACUAACCACCUACACAACAACACUAAACCUACACCACACACACACACACACAACACUACGAACCAACACACUAACCUAACACACAACACCAACUACCACCACACUAACCUACACCACAACCCACACACCACCUAACCUAACCACACAACUAACCACAACACACACCUACAACACACACACUACACCUCACAACACACUCACUAACACCCCCAAACCUAAUACAACACAACUCACACAACACUAACACCUACAACAACCCAACUAACCUACAACACACACCUACACACUAACAACCACAACACACACCUAACUAACACAACACACACACACUAACACAACAACACACUACACACACUAACACCUACACACACAAAACUAACCUACACACAACACUAACCCACACAACACUACCUACAACACACUAACCUUAACCACACCUACACUAAACUACUACACACACCUACAACUACACUACUAACUACCCACUUCACAACUAAAAACAACUUACUGUAAAAUCUAACCAACGAAACAACAACAAUCCUGUAACAGCUAACCACUAACUAACAAACAACACUACUGUAGAAACAGCCUAACCACUAACCUCAAAACAAACACUAAUGUAACAGCUUUACUAAACCACUAUAACCACUACCUACAAACAACACAACUAUUUGUAACAGCUAAACCACACCUAA